AGUGUGGAAACUGGAAAGUGUGAAAUUCUAAAUUCUAAUCUAUAAACUUUUUGAGUCAAUUUUUCCAAAAUUUCUCCAUAAUUUUGCUGCAGCUGCACUCCUCAUUUUAUUUUUAGUUAAUUAUCAUUUCAAAGUGAAUUUACAGUUAUCGAGUUGUGAUCCAAGUCCAUCAGUACUGUCCGAAGGUAAUAUAUUCUCUCCAGUUUCGAUUUUUCAUUAUGAUAUUUUUGGACCCGAAAUCGAAUGCAAAUAUCUUAUGAUCAACUCGACGCAACAUAAUGUCCGGAGAUCAAAAAACCACAAUUAAUGGAAGUCCUUCUCAAUAUGUUAAAUUAAACGUCGGUGGUUCUCUUCAUUACACAACUAUUGGUACGUUGACAAAACACGACACCAUGUUGAGAGCUAUGUUUUCUGGACGAAUGGAAGUCCUCACGGAUUCCGAAGGUUGGAUUCUGAUUGACAGGAGUGGAAAACACUUCGGAACGAUUCUCAGUUUUUUACGAGAUGGCAUGGUCACUCUUCCUGAGACGUCUAAAGAUCUUGCUGAUUUGAUGGCCGAAGCGAAAUACUACUGUAUUACUCCUCUCGUUGAAUCGUGCGAACAAGCUUUAAAGUACAAGCAACGCGAAGUUGAACCUAUUUGUCGAGUUCCGUUGAUUACUUCGUUGAAAGAAGAACAACUAUUGAUAAGUUCCACAUCUAAACCGGUUGUGAAAUUAUUAAUCAAUCGACACAAUAACAAGUAUUCUUAUACAGGAACCUCUGAUGAUAAUCUCCUGAAGAACAUAGAACUUUUCGAUAAAUUAUCUCUUAGAUUUAAUGGUCGCGUACUAUUCAUCAAAGAUGUCAUAGGAUCGAAUGAAAUAUGCUGCUGGAGUUUUUACGGCCACGAGAAAAAAGUCGCCGAAGUUUGUUGCACUUCCAUUGUGUAUGCUACUGAUAAAAAACAUACCAAAGUUGAAUUUCCCGAAGCUAGAAUAUACGAAGAGACUUUGAACAUUUUACUAUACGAAAGUAGAACCGAACCUGAUCAAGAAUUGAUGAAAGCCACAUCUACGCGAGGAGCUGUUCCAGGGGUAUCUUCGUAUACCAGCGAUGAGGAAGAAGAGCGUUCCGGUUUAGCUCGGUUGAGAUCUAAUAAACAGUAUAAUACUUCUCAAAGUCAAUGAUUAAACGCUCCCGUGAAGAACAGCUGGUGUUUUUCGUUCGCGAUGCGAGUUCUACUCAUCUUUAAUAAUAAAUUAUUCAAUCUAUUACAUUAAAUAUUUAUUCUAACUACUUCAUUUCAGUAAAAUUUCUCACCCUUUUUAUUUUUACAGACAAGUGAAUGUAAUUCAUUUCUGUUGAUGAGAUAAGGUGAUUAAUGUACACUGUACAGCCUUUUCUUAUUUAAAAAAAAAAAAAAAAACGUGUUUAGAAAGUUUCAGAAUUGAGUUAGAGAAUUGUUUAGAGUAGUUACCAAUUUUUUGUAGUUCAUUUCGAGAUAUGUUAUUCUUACUUUCAGAGUUAUUUAUUGAAUAUCAUUUUUUCAAACAGACGUGAUAUAGCCAUGUUGAUUUAUUUAAAAAUAUCUCAUUAGUGAUCUCGUUUUAAGUAUAACUUUUAUCAUUCGUAAUUCUUUUUGUAGUUUGUGAGAUUAUCUUUUUUUACAAUUUAUUGUUCUGCUCUUGGUUAGACAUGCGCGCUGUUGGUAAUUUCAAAUUUGUAUAUGGCUACUUAUCAGCCCUUCAUGCUUAGAAAAGAGGGCAAACGAAAAAAAAACCUCACUUAUCGAAGCUCAAGAAUAUUAAAAUGAAAAAAUCUUGGUAUUAUUUUGUUUAUCGACAACUAUAACACAAAAAUUCUGUUUUUAGCAAAUCCGGCCGAAAAAGAGUUUCAAAACGGGCUAAAUAGAUUUGCCAUCGGCGCUCAUCUCUAA
Molecule: messenger RNA, 1918 nt
Organism: Planococcus citri (citrus mealybug)
Lineage: Eukaryota; Metazoa; Arthropoda; Insecta; Hemiptera; Pseudococcidae
Product: BTB/POZ domain-containing adapter for CUL3-mediated RhoA degradation protein 3
Exons: 5
Coding region: 279-1169 (296 amino acids)
Biological process (GO): protein homooligomerization
Molecular function (GO): protein binding
Source: RefSeq, a predicted model, not a curated record